Populus nigra (black poplar) is the source of this 2254-nucleotide messenger RNA. Its product is annotated as pectin acetylesterase 8-like. NCBI's taxonomy places the organism in Eukaryota, Viridiplantae, Streptophyta, Magnoliopsida, Malpighiales, Salicaceae. The transcript is spliced from 14 exons. The record is from RefSeq and is a predicted model, not a curated record. Gene Ontology annotation, molecular function: pectin acetylesterase activity. The coding region runs from base 565 to 1857 and encodes 430 amino acids. Gene Ontology annotation, cellular component: plant-type cell wall. Gene Ontology annotation, biological process: cell wall organization.
GUUAAAGAAGAGAAGAGUGAUUCAGCAUUGUAGUUUUGAUUCUAAUAAUGGAAAUUAUGCUGCUUGAUCUGUUCAUGAUAUAUGUUAUAUUCAUGGUUAUUUUCUUUUUACAUGUUUUGAAAAAAAAAGAAGAAACUUUGAGGGAAUCAUUGGUGGUCCGGAAAUUCUAAAGCUGAAAGCAAUAGAAAAGAUUGAAACUUUAAUGGUUGCCGCUAGAUUUUGCGGUGUCUUUUUCUUUAUAUUCAAUGCAUAUGGGUUGGUCGGUUUUUAUAUGCUUGUCAGGUUGCCCCAUUGUCUGUUUUAACUUAUUUAUUUUUACAAUCUUAGCACUAAAAAUGACAGACCCCAUGAUUUCUUUUAUAAUAUUUAAAGAUUCUCUGAUCAUGGGAGUUCACAUUUCCGUCUUCUGUUGCUAGAUUAUGCUGUAUUAUUGUAUAAUUAUAUGUCUGUUCCUUGAUAAUUCUCACUGCCAUUCCCUAUUUUCUUUUUUGCUUUUGGCUUCUUUUCUCUUUGCAUCACUUCUUUGUGUCAACCUGUGUUUAUACUGUGUAAUUGCUGUUUGGCAUGUGCAGAAUGGUAGAUUCAAGAUUAGGCCACUGGUUAAAACUACUGGUUUCUCUGAUGUUAUUGCUGAAAACACAAGGGCUUUAUGUAGGAAUUACUUACGUAAAGAGUGCAGUGGCCAAAGGAGCUGUUUGUUUGGAUGGAAGCCCGCCGGCUUACCACUGGGAUAAAGGGUUUGGUACAGGCAUUAAUAGUUGGUUGAUACAUUUUGAGGGAGGAGGAUGGUGCAACAAUGUCACGAGCUGCCUUUCCCGUAAGAAAACUCAUUUAGGUUCAUCGAAGCUAAUGGGACAGCAAAUUGCUUUCUCUGGGAUUAUGAACAACAAGCGGCCGUUUAAUCCAGAUUUUUACAAUUGGAAUAGAGUUAAGAUCAGAUACUGUGAUGGGUCAUCGUUUACCGGUGAUGUGCAGGCAGUCAAUCCUGCUACUAAUCUUCACUUCAGAGGAGCUAGGAUUUGGCUUGCUGUCAUUGAGGAUCUAUUACCAAAAGGAUUGAAAAAUGCUGAAAACGCUCUUCUUUCUGGCUGUUCAGCUGGUGGAUUGGCUUCCAUUUUGCAUUGCGACAGUUUCCGUGCACUCCUACGGAUGGGCACUAAAGUAAAAUGCCUUUCAGAUGCUGGUUAUUUUAUCAAAGUGAAGGAUGUCUCCGGAGCCCCGCAUGUGCAGACCUACUUUAAUGAAAUUGUGACAUUACAUGGAUCUGCAAAAAAUCUGCCCCUGUCCUGCACUUCAAUGCUGAAACCGUCAUUUUGUUUCUUCCCACAAUAUGUGGCUCCACAAGUACGAACGCCACUUUUCAUUCUUAAUGCAGCCUACGAUUCAUGGCAGAUAAGAAACAUUUUGGCACCGAGUAUUGCUGAUCCCCUUGGCGUCUGGAAGAGCUGCAAGCUAGACAUAAACAACUGCUCACCUCUUCAACUCAAAUCUAUGCAAGAUUUUAGGUUGCAGUUUCUGAAUGCGUUGAAUAAAUCAACCAACUCUUCAUCUAGAGGAUUGUAUAUAGACUCUUGCUAUGCCCACUGCCAAACUGAAACACAAGAGAAAUGGUUCAUGGAAGACUCCCCAGUGCUUGGUAAAAAGAAAAUUGCAAAGGCAGUUGGAGAUUGGUUUUAUGAUCGGAAUCCAUUCCAAAAGAUUGAUUGUCCUUACCCUUGCAAUCCAUCUUGCCAAAACAGUGGUUUGGCUCCACCAAACAACCCAGAAAAGAAACCGCCAAAAGGGUCUGCAGCAUCAGUCAAUAUGAGUACGUUAUUGUGCGGGUUACUAAUGCUAAUGGGAGUGAUGUUGCCAUGAGAAUCAGUUUGUGAAAGAUGAAAUCAAGUACAUAAACCCUAGCUUUCUUUUUUGGUUGCAAUUGAGGACAGGAGUUACAUGUGUUAAUUUGCCAUGGAAACUUAUCUUUUAGGUUUCUUUAUGGUUAAGGAAGAAGUUGAUGCUGACUCACAAAGGAAAUCCACUGGAAGACAGCAGUUCCCGGAUGAUGAUGUAAUAAUGGCAGCAACAACCCCUAACAAAGCUGUGCAAGUGGAGGGAACAUCCAUCAACUUUACAUCGACGCUCGUCCUCUGGAAUUUUCUUCCUUUGCUUUUAUGUUGCAGGAGGCCUCAACAAGUUUUAUUCCAAUUCCUAAUUCUAUUAUUUGAUUAUCUUCAAAUUUUGUGAAUAAACCAGAAUUCAACCUUUUUUUUUU